AUGAGGGAAGUAUACAGUCCACCCGGGCAGUGCCCUCUGUACCCGGGUAACCCUAAUCCGCCUGGGGGGUCGGGCGGUGCCCCAGCGAUGGCCGCUCGCUACCGGAGAUAUCCCCUCCGCCACCUGCAACAGGCGCCUCACGCCGCGCGAGACCCGAAGCCCUGCCGACUCCUGCCGGCUCCUGCCGGCCAGCCCUGCCGAGUCCUGCCGGCCGGUCCUGCCGAGUCCUGCCGGCCGGCCCUGCCGAGUCCUGCCGUCUCCUGCCGACCGGCCCUGCCGAGUCCUGCCGUCUCCUGCCGGCCGGCCCUGCCGACUCCUGCCGACUCCUGCCGACUCCUGCCGACCCUGCCGGCCAGUCCCGCCGACUCGGAUUAA
This is a messenger RNA of Pectinophora gossypiella (pink bollworm), 375 nucleotides long. RefSeq lists its product as uncharacterized. Lineage: Eukaryota; Metazoa; Arthropoda; Insecta; Lepidoptera; Gelechiidae. The record is from RefSeq and is a predicted model, not a curated record. Bases 1 to 375 code for a protein of 124 amino acids. The transcript is spliced from 2 exons.